AUGCCUUCCACUUUGUGCCCCAGCGGCCUUGACGAUCCUUCAGCAGGCGGUGACGCCAUCUCCCCCUCUUCCUACGUCUUCCUCAGCCCUCCAAGCACCCAAUACGUAUCCAAGCAAGCAGCCAUCCUGAUCCUGGAGCUUCCUGAUGGUCGCGGCGGCAGAGCCAUCUCCGCCUCGUCUCAAGUCCAGUCCGGUAGUCAAGUAGCCAGAGACUCUGGCGAGGGAGCUCUCGCCUUGCGUUCCGUUCCUGACUCGACCAAGACAUCCCAAGCCCAACACUCGACUAUCCUUCCCUGA
This is a messenger RNA of Trichoderma virens Gv29-8, 297 nucleotides long. RefSeq lists its product as uncharacterized. The coding region runs from base 1 to 297 and encodes 98 amino acids. NCBI's taxonomy places the organism in Eukaryota, Fungi, Ascomycota, Sordariomycetes, Hypocreales, Hypocreaceae. The transcript has 3 exons. The record is from RefSeq and is a predicted model, not a curated record.